AUAUCAGAGGUAUAAAUCAUUGAAGUAUUGAAACACGACUAUGACAUCAACGUCGAGAAAACGAAACGAUGGGAGCGCAACAAAAAAGAAAAUGAGCAAGGAACAACUGCAGUUGGCUCUGACUAAGAAACGGCAGUGCGAUGCUAGAGCCUUAGCAAUUGUAGAACGGCUGAUAGAUAAUGCAGUCGACCAAACUUGGCUUUUGGAAAAUUUGGAGCAUAUCAACAGAUGUCACAUGGACGAUGUAGUGGAAGAAAGAGCCAUACUGAGACGAUGUGGUUAUGCUCUGUGCGACAAUCCAUUGAUAUUGAAUAUAAAUCAAAAAUAUCACAUAUCGACUCGCAGUAAUAAAGUCUACGAUGUAAGCCGCAGAAAAAAUUUCUGUAGUAAUAGGUGUUAUGGAGCAACAAAUUACAUUCUUGAACAAAUGCUCACCAGCCCACUGUGGCUGAGGAAUCCGAAAGAAACGCCCUGCUUCCAGCUACUCCCUCCUACUGGAUUAAUUAAAAAAAGUACUCCUGGCGACGAAGUUGACCUGGGAAGAGAAAACAUCUCUGUUGAUUCAUGCGAAAUACUUCAAACUGAUGAUAGUAUCGUGUCUGAAAAAUUGCCAUCAACAGAGAGUGAUAAUGUGGUUGCAAAUACUAUAAAUAAUGUGGCUGCUAAUUCUAUAAAUAUAUUAGACACCGAAAUCGUUGAAGAGGAUGCAAGUGCCGAGGGAAUAGCCAUCCUUCAAAAUCCAACAGAAUCAGUGGCACGCCAAAGUGAUAAAUCUGGUACUUCGGCGGUUCAACAAGAUGUGCGAUCAAGUAUAAAUAAUAUUUCUAAAGUAAAUGCAAAAGAAGGCAAGACGCAUAAAGUACACGGCAGACAAGAUUCACGGAAACAUAAGUUGGAUUCAAGCUGGUUUGUUGAACGUAUCAAACAUUAUUUACAAGAGUGGCUUACUUUGGAUUCCUUGGCUCUUUUGUCGGGAGAUGUCGGAUUGAAGCAGCGAAAAAUAAAUGAAAUUACGAAGUAUACGGGGGACAGUAAUUUCCAAAAGAAGUAUGUUCAACUAUGCCACAAGAUUAAUUCGUGCCAAGUGGAUGAAGACACUGACGACGAAGAUAGUAAACGCGAUCUAAAACCACUACCAGAUUACAGUGUGCUGAAGGAAGCAAGCGCCCAAUUAGAGGUCAAGGUACGAGCAUUUUACCAAGGCCAAACUGUGAUAAAUGCGACAAAACCACCAUCGGGUGAUGCAAGUUCUCAAGAGGAAGGUGAUCCCAGUACAUUCUUGCCAAUGCUUGGAGAGCGUGAGCCUAAAACACUUAGACGACGUAUAAUUUUGGAGAAACUUGAUAAAGUGUUACCAGAAAUGGUGCGAACCUUGGCUGGAGGCGAGUUUGCCGUUGAUGGAUGUAUCAGCACGAACGGAUGUGGAAAAACGGUGAAAGCUCUUGUAAACACUUUUUCGUUAUCUGCUAGCAAUGUUAUCCCUAAGCCUGCGGAAUGGAACCUUCUUGGCCUCGUUUUCAUAAAACUGUUGAGCAUUUCCGAGCCGCGAUUGAGGUUUCUAUUGGGCACAGACCGAGCGUCAAAGUAUAUAACUAUGAUUCUAAUGUCUUAUAAUUUGGAGCCUAGUUAUUUGGACUCUCUGGUAGCAGCGGCAACAGACAUACAAUUCAUUGGUGAUAAGAAUUCUCUAAAACAAUAACGGUAAUUUGAUUUCUCCUGGCGCUGAAAGAUCUUCAGAGGUAUACAAUGUAUCAUUCUGAUUUGUGAUACCACGUGAGCUUCCAUGCG
Messenger RNA from Diprion similis, 1788 nucleotides. Its product is annotated as putative RNA polymerase II subunit B1 CTD phosphatase RPAP2. Gene Ontology annotation, cellular component: cytoplasm; nucleus. The transcript is spliced from 6 exons. Gene Ontology annotation, molecular function: RNA polymerase core enzyme binding; RNA polymerase II CTD heptapeptide repeat phosphatase activity. The coding region runs from base 41 to 1699 and encodes 552 amino acids. NCBI's taxonomy places the organism in Eukaryota, Metazoa, Arthropoda, Insecta, Hymenoptera, Diprionidae. The record is from RefSeq and is a predicted model, not a curated record.